AUGCAAAGCUGGACGAGAGCUCUCGAUGCAAAAGCCGCCUUCAUUGAUUUCUGCAAUGUCUUCGACAGUGUUUUAAACCAACGCCUGAUCGAAAAGUUGAAAGUGAUGGGCAUCAGAGGCAAACUUCUUACUUUCAAAAAGCGGAGUUGUCUUCUUGAUCCAUUAGGUGCUAUCGCGAACAUGGCUGGUAAAAUGGCAAAGCAGCUAGCUGGCAGUGGGACAGGCCAAAGUUUAAUGGACAGAGUCACUCAGGCGAAGUACUCUUUAGCCGGUUCUUCCCUCGGCAAAGUCGUUGCGAAGGCCUCCACUGUCGAAUUAAUUCCACCCAAAAAGAAACACUUGGAUCGUCUUAUAAGGUACAGUAACGAACCAAGCGUUUCUAUCCCACUGCUUGUCGGUUUUCUUGUGGAGCGCACUCAUGAGAAAUCAUGGGUGAUCGUGUUCAAAGCUCUCAUUACGUCUCACCACCUAAUGAACUACGGAAAUGAACUCAUUAAAGAGCCACAACUUGAUAAUACCGAACGCUCGAAACGCCUAAUGAAGGGAAAGAGAUUGAGUAUUAUGGAAAUCACCUUGGCAACCGAAAAGGACUUAAACAAUCAGAUUAUAAACGCGGCCUUUCUGCUCUUGUACAAAGACUUGAUUCGUCUCUUUGCCUCUUACAAUGAAGGCAUGAUGAAUCUCAUAGGCAAGUCACUUUAUAAGCUGUGUGUUAAGCACCUCUACGUGGUUAACAUUAUGCAGCCGAAGUUCAAACACUCUGCAGGCACCUUGCAUCAUUGUCGGAUAGCUCUGGACCUUUACAGCAAUUUUCCUGAAGUUAUGGACAAAGUGGACUCAUUUCUAACCGUGGCUGAGGUGCGUUUGUUCUUCUCUUUCGAGGAUUUCAAUUUCACUUAA
Dibothriocephalus latus is the source of this 900-nucleotide messenger RNA. The record is from the annotation of a GenBank genome assembly. NCBI's taxonomy places the organism in Eukaryota, Metazoa, Platyhelminthes, Cestoda, Diphyllobothriidea, Diphyllobothriidae.